This is a messenger RNA of Dendrobium catenatum, 698 nucleotides long. Its product is annotated as protein NUCLEAR FUSION DEFECTIVE 6, chloroplastic/mitochondrial. Gene Ontology annotation, cellular component: mitochondrion. The transcript has 4 exons. The record is from RefSeq and is a predicted model, not a curated record. Bases 72 to 359 code for a protein of 95 amino acids. Lineage: Eukaryota; Viridiplantae; Streptophyta; Magnoliopsida; Asparagales; Orchidaceae.
GCCUUCCACCUAUUCGGAUUAGGGCUGUAGAGCAAUAGUGCAGCCUCACAGCUUGCUACUGCACGCACAACAUGGCUGCCUCCGCCUUCAGAUCAUUCCUUCGAUCUUCUUCUAUUAGCACCGCGGCACGAGAGGUUCGCGCCGCCUUUUCGGAGACGAUAGGCUCUCGCCCUCCUCUCUGCCUCCGCAAAAUGAGGCCAGCUUCCCGUCGCAUGUUAAGGUCCCCGGCUUUGUUGAGUUGCUGUGUCGAGUCGUUUCUACCAAUGCACAAUGCUACUUCUGCGGCGUUGAUGACUUCAAUGCUGUCUGUGUCCAUGAAAGGCUAUGGUUGGCUUUCGGAAGGACAAGAUGAUAUUUGACGAAGAUGGCAGUGAUGAUGUAUGAAGAAGAUCCCGUGGAUACAAGCAAGGUCCCAGAUAAGACUGCAUUAUUAGAAGAGUGAUUUAACAUAGUAGACAAAAAAGCAGGGCUUUUGAACUCGCUGGCUAAGAUGUUUGAGUGACAUUAAUUUUUCUUCAUUCAUUUCGUAAUUUUGAGCUUGUAAAAAGCCUUCAUUAUCUAGAUGUUAAAAAUAUAGAAGUUACUGUGAUGCUUUUACACGCUUCUUUUUUAUCGAACAAGUACAUCUGUGGUUUGUUUUCAGAAUCGUUAAAUUGGUUACAAAAAUGUGAAUCAGUUUAGUUUGAUUUUGACUACCA